Messenger RNA from Orycteropus afer afer, 567 nucleotides. Lineage: Eukaryota; Metazoa; Chordata; Mammalia; Tubulidentata; Orycteropodidae. The record is from RefSeq and is a predicted model, not a curated record.
AUGGCGGUGCCGACAGUCAACGUACAUGCCAAGUACAAGCAGAUGGACGUGAUCGCCACACAGAGGAAAGGUGCUGCCCCACCCAGUCUGCCUGCAGUUCACAGCAGGGCCUCCCGCACAAGGGAGCGAGGCCGCACGGCGCAGCCCGCCCGCCGCCCGCGCCCCGGCCAAGCGCCCGGCCUGCAGCGCACGAAGCACCGCCCGGGCGCCGCCAUCCCCCGGGGCCAGGGCGCGCAGGGCUGGUACCUUAGGAGGAGGCCAGGGCGCCGGCGCCGGAGGAGAACUGCAGCAUCGCCCAGCCGUAGCCGCCGCCGAAAGUACACGCUGCGCCGAGAGCGGAGACGCGCCGAGCUCGGCUCGCAGAUUCAGCUCCCCGCGCCCUCUCCGCGCCGGCGACCACUGUCAGCGGAGCCCCGCCCAACCUGGACGCGCCGCCGCCGCGAUUGGCUGCUGGAACGUUGGCCCCGCCCUGCCCUCCGGCUCCGCCCUGCGCGCUGGUCCCCGCCCCAAUCUCCGCGAUUGGCUGCGGAGCCGCUGGUUGCGCUCCGCCCGCGGGCUCCGCCCUGA